Clarias gariepinus (North African catfish) is the source of this 978-nucleotide messenger RNA. RefSeq names its product odorant receptor 131-2-like. NCBI's taxonomy places the organism in Eukaryota, Metazoa, Chordata, Actinopteri, Siluriformes, Clariidae. Gene Ontology annotation, molecular function: G protein-coupled receptor activity. The record is from RefSeq and is a predicted model, not a curated record. Gene Ontology annotation, biological process: G protein-coupled receptor signaling pathway. Gene Ontology annotation, cellular component: membrane. The transcript has a single exon. Bases 1 to 978 code for a protein of 325 amino acids.
AUGCAGAGUGCAGGAGUGAACAGCAACUCAAGCAAUAAUUUCAUAUUAAAUGAUUCAUGGUCUUCAACUCAAAAAAUCAUAUUGUUGCAGAUCCUAGUUGGAUUUUUUCUUUAUAUAAAUUGUUUAAUGAUAUUUACAUUUCUUAAAAAGGAAGUAUUUAGGGAAGAAACAAGAUACAUUUUGUUUGCACAAACUCUUUUUGUGGAUAGUGCAUUCAUACUGUUAGCAGACUUGCUUUCACUUGGGACUUAUUUCCAGUUCCCAAUAAAUAUGGGUAUUUGUUCGAUUUGUGUCCUUAUUCAGAAUUUUUUCAUCUGCUGUACAGCACUGACUUUGUUGGCAAUGUGUCUGGAACGCUAUGUGGCUAUAUGCAUGCCUCUGAGACACGCUGAGAUUUCCACAAGCAGGACCAUAUCAUAUGGGUUUUUUAUCAUAUGGAGUAUCAGUUCUAUAAUUCCAGCAUUUAGUUUUAUAGGAUUUUGGGCAGAAGCCCCAACUAAUACUCUGUUCUCCUCUGCUGUAUGUAAUGCAGAGGUUAUGUUAAUCAAAGAAUGGCAGGCGCAUAGUCGUGCUGUAAUUUAUGUUAUGCUUUUUCUUUUUACAGUCAUUAUCAUUGUCUUCACCUACAUCAAGAUAAUGAUUGCCGCCAGAGCUGCUUCCACUGAGAAAAUGAACUCAACCAAUAAGAGCAUGAGAACUGUGCUACUUCAUGGUGUUCAGCUGUUUCUGUGCAUGAUGCAGUUUUUUACCCCAUAUAUAGAAAUGGCAUUUUAUAAGGUUGAAACCAUGGCACUUAGAAAUAUAAAAUAUUUCAAUUUAAUUUUUUUUUUAUUUUUACCCCGUAGUCUUAGUCCAUUGGUUUAUGGUCUAAGAGAUGAAAAUUUUUUCCAUGUCUUAAGGCAUUAUGCUUUGUGUGGUACUGAUCGCCUUUUCUCAGCAUCAAGGGAAAUUAAACAAUUGAAAAUAAAACCAAUUUAA